Messenger RNA from Mytilus trossulus (common blue mussel), 2984 nucleotides. RefSeq lists its product as uncharacterized. NCBI's taxonomy places the organism in Eukaryota, Metazoa, Mollusca, Bivalvia, Mytilida, Mytilidae. The transcript is spliced from 10 exons. The record is from RefSeq and is a predicted model, not a curated record. The coding region runs from base 123 to 1754 and encodes 543 amino acids.
AACUAUAAUAGGACUUUCAUGUAUACUGUAAUUAUAUUUGACAUUUGUGUCACUGCCAUGACGGAAGUCACCUUUCCGAUUUUGGCAUUAGAAGAUUCCGUGCUACGUUUAAAGAUCACAGAAUGUAUAACGUACUGGUAGUUGUUAUAGUUCUUCUAGACAACUUUGCAAGUGGAAAUAGAGAAGUUGUUGGUAGGGGCUACAAUAUAGUAUUAGGAAAUCCGGAUGGAGUUAAUCCGUUGUCAGGAGGGUCUGAUCCAGGAAUACUUGAAAAAAAGAUACUGGAGACUGAGGGAGAGCUCGAUUCCCAAGCUGUCAUUUCCGACCUGGCAGACAGUUGUAAAAUGUCAGAGUCAGUAGAAUGGUAUCAUGAUAGGAAGUCAUACCAAACUAAACUUCAGCAUUCUAUUGAGACUUCAGGAACUGGUAAUUUUGCUCUUAAAAGAUUUGCCUUCGUUGGAAGCACACACUAUCGUUACCUUUCUCAGCACACAUUCGCUGAAUAUAAUGUUGUACAGGAAAGAGCGGAGACUUGCAGCUACGGUAAAGAACGCUAUGCUAUGGAUGUUGUUGACUGUAAACAUUUUACUGUAGGAGACCCGUUUGCAGCAGCUGUGUGCGACCUUAGUCCUACUUAUAAAAAGAAUGAAUACAUAGAUUUCUUAAACACAUGGGGAACGCAUGUCAUAAUAGAAGCAGAAAUGGGAACCAAAACUAUCAAACGGUCACAGGUCAAGGACGUUGAUUUGUUUGUAUACCUACUGGACAAGGUUCCAGAAUCAAUCAUGGAAAAAGACUAUACAAGGGUGGUUAAAUUUGACGUUUUUGCAAGCAGUCCCCAUUAUAAAACCAGCUUUGGAAAUGAAACAGACACACUUAUUGUUGGCACGAAGGACGAACCAGAACCUAUCGGAUUACGAAUGAUGAGUAUCGAUACUAUAUUCCAGAAUAAGUUUUGGAGCAACAUGGAUAACCUGAUCCUAAGAAAUAUCUGCAGUGAAAAUACUAGCAUCGAUGAUGUACUAUCAAAAAGAUCAUUUAUAAUUCAAGCGCAAAACGAUCUGGUGAGCGGCAUGAUGGCUCCGUUAAAAAGUAAUUUAGCAGUUAACUCAGAAUGGCCGAGAGGAACGUAUGGUUUUGUACAGGUUAAGAAAGACAAUUCCGGGAUCUGUCCUAGAGGAGUCAGCAGAGAAGGAUAUGUGCAAUGGGCUACUGAAAACAGGGACUCAAAAAACAAGUUUUCGGAUCAGAAUCAUUUUUCAGGUUAUGAAAGUCGUCUGCUGCUAAAAUUCUGUGGUAGAUACGAUGUAUCACCUACAAGGUAUGAGCUGGAGUGGCCACGUGGUAACUAUUGUCUUUUCAAACAAGGAGAAUGUCCAUCAGGGUUUAGUGAAGGUUCUGUGGCUUUGGCUUUAGUCCCCACUCGUGAGUCAUUCACCGGUUCCUACUACCCUGAUGGGAUAUAUCAUUCUCCAGAUGUAACAUUGUUCUUCUGCUGCAGAAAUGACAGUGACGUAAACCAGUCAAUUUUCCUUCCAAGAGACAGACCUUUUUAUUUACUACGUAACGACGGCUCCACGGGAUGCCAACAAGUUUCCGGUAUGACGUCACAAAAAGAGUACAUAACUUGGGACACAAAUAAUUUGGUGAAACCGUAUACCAGUAGUAACCAGUAUUUGAAAGGUGCACACCCUAAAGUAGACCAGACAGAUGAUAGGGAUAUUACAAUGCACUUUUGUUAUUAUUUUGUGUAACCAUUUGAACAGAGGCAUUUUGAAAUUGUAGAAUUUUGAAAUAUAUUAGACUUAGCAGUAGUUUUUUUUUGUUGUGGUAGUGCUUAACUGAAAUUUGGGACACGAUUCCUGUAUUUAUAAUUAUAUAAAUACAUUACCUGUAUGUUUCAUUAUAAUACACAAUGUUGAUUGGCUAACAGUUAUCUCGCAUUAUUCUUAAAUUAACUUUCAUUUCAAAAUGAAAAUUAACAUCCAUGAAGACACGAGCGUUAAAAUAAAAUGCACAGGUAAAUAAAAUGAGACUUUAAAGAAAUCGUGAAUUUCAUAUAUAAUGAAUUCACCAUAGAUACAAGGAUUAAAAUUUUAUAUUUACGCCAGACCCGCGUUUCAACUUGUAUACACCAACUAUUCAAAAUACUAUGAUUGCCGCUUUACGUUCUAAAGAGAUCAUUGAACCGUCUUAUACCUUCGAUUAUUAUUGUUUUAGAAAAAAAAUCAUCUAUAUUGGUAUAGUGAGGUUACUCAGAUGUAAUUUUGGCUGUUUUAAUGUUUAAUGCAACCAGUGCCUCUUCAGGCUAUGCUACCAUUAGGUGAAGACCAGCAACAAUGUGCAAUACAAUUAGUCAGAUUUGUCAUCUUUUACUAUGGUGGUGCAGUUUUGUGAAAUUCUAUCAUACAUGUUUGAGGUCUCUCUACUCGAACCGUUACAAUAUAACCCUCAAUCCUUCAAACUUAUAAAGUCAUAUUACAUCUAUCUUAAAGUCGUGAUUACAAUUAUAUGGGCGGAUAUAUUUCUUAUAUCCUUCAGUCGUGAUAAGCCCUUUGUGGGGUCAAAUAACCUCUAAUCGUAGUUGUGAUGACAAUUGAAAUAGGCGGCCAUAUUGCUUCUAUCCUAAAGUCGUUAUCAACACUUUGUGAGUAGAGUAAGAACCUGUACAUUAAAGUCGUGAUGAUAAAUCAAAUGAGCGGAUUUAUUGCUUCUAUCAUACCGUUAUUAGUAACAUGUCAUGUGUGGACAGAGAACCAAUACAUUGUAGUUGUGUUCCAAAUUAAAUGGUCGAACAUAUUAAUUACAGUCAUGAUAAACCUUUUUAACUGGAAAGAGAACCUUGAUCUUGUAGUCAUGAUCUGAAUUAUGUGGGUUGAUAUAAUGCUUCUACCUUGUAUUCGUUAUAAGAAUCUGGUGUACAUGUAUUUCAAUGCGAUCAUAUUUUAUAUAUCUAUUCAAAUAAAGAUUUCUUUUCUGUGUUA